Messenger RNA from Ailuropoda melanoleuca (giant panda), 5210 nucleotides. It is a transcript of the gene CSGALNACT2, whose product is annotated as chondroitin sulfate N-acetylgalactosaminyltransferase 2. The coding region runs from base 1432 to 3060 and encodes 542 amino acids. The record is from RefSeq and is a predicted model, not a curated record. NCBI's taxonomy places the organism in Eukaryota, Metazoa, Chordata, Mammalia, Carnivora, Ursidae. Gene Ontology annotation, molecular function: glucuronosyl-N-acetylgalactosaminyl-proteoglycan 4-beta-N-acetylgalactosaminyltransferase activity. The transcript is spliced from 9 exons. Gene Ontology annotation, cellular component: Golgi cisterna membrane.
CGCCGGAAGUGGCUGUUGUCCGCGCGUCGGCGUGUGGUGGUCGGUGAGGCUGUGGUAACCCCUGUGCGCGGGCGCUGCCGGGAUAUGCCAGCUGCCGGGGAGGAGGCGGCGGAGCAGCGGCGGUGGCCUUGCGCGGACUGGUGAGCGCGAUAUGUGCCACAAGAAAAAAGAGAAAAAGAAAAAGGCAUUCAGGCUUUCCUAAUCAUGAAGAAGGUGACUAGGACUGAUGUUCCCCAGUGAAAGACUGCUGGAGUAUCACAUAUCCUUCUUGACAAAUACUUUGUUAGAAUGAAAGUUCUCUCUGCAACAGAGGCCUCCUUUGCCUCCUGUCUUCUAAAUUUAAUGUUCUCUAUUUAUAGAAUUAAGGUUCCUUAGUUUAAAAAGAAAUAAGGAAGAGCUCACACAACUGAUUAUGGUAUGAACAGUAGUGUGUGAUUUUACAUUUUUAAAUGGUUUUUGAAUUUUUUUCCUGAUAGAUAAACAAUAAAAUGGUCACUUUUUUUCUUUAAAUAGACUCUAAACCUUUCCAGACUUGUAGGAAAUCUGUUGCUGUGUAAUACGGUGGAAAGAAUUAUGUGAUCUAAUGCUCAAAUAAUCUAUGGGAGGACUUUGGAUGUAAAAAUGUUUCUUAAUGUGUUUUCCAGAUAUCUGUGACCUUUUGGAAUUGUCCCUCCCCUCACACACACACUCAGUUUAAGGCUCUUAUAUUGGUUGGAUUCAGCCAUAGAAAUUAAUGAAGUAGAAUGCUUGAAAUGAAUAAACUGGAAGAAAAUAUCUCUCCCUAGUAAGCCAUUAUCAAUAUAACAAAAACAAUUUAUGGAAACUCAGUUCCCAAAUGGUGAUAUGCUCUAGGUGGAAAAUGGCAUAUAAUGUAAAUAUUAUGUUAAUAAAGAGUUAUAAGUAUUAUAGUUAUCAAAUAAUUAGAAAUAGUAGUAUCUGUGUAACACAAAGUAUGCUAAACAUAAUUUUAAUGUUUCUUUGAUUCACUCAGGAGGUUAUGGUUGUGUAGACAUUCUGGUUAAAAGUAUUACAUGUGUCAUUUUAGUGUUUUGUAAGAUAUUUUUCUUAAUAACUUUCUCCCAGCAUUUACAAUAUAGAGUAUUCGACAUUGUAUCAGCACUUCUCAUGGUGUUCUACGUAUAGUAGUCACAUCGAAAAAUCACCACCCAUUUAAUGGAAUUUUAUCUGAUUCUGUAGAUCAGAUUUCUUUAUUCUGGAUAUCAUGAUAACAAUGCAGGAAGUAUGUACUAUUUCUCAUUUCUGCAAGUCGUCUUCACUGCUGAAAGAAGAAAUUUUUUAAGCUGUAGCAGAGUUCAUCUUGGUCCAUCUUUAAUGGAAAUUCUGAUUUUGUUUUUAAUUUUUGAUAACCUUUUGCUAAAGGUAUGAACAACCAAAGAACUUAUCUUGUUAGGCAAGUCCACAUUAAUAAGAAUGCCUAGAAGAGGAUUGAUUCUUCAGACCCGGACCCACUGGCUACUGUUGGGUCUUGCUUUACUCUGCAGUUUGGUAUUAUUUUUGUACCUUCUGGAGUGUGCCCCCCAGACUGAUGGAAAUGCACCUCUUCCUGGUGUUAUUGGGGAAAAUUAUGGUAAAGAGUAUUAUCAAGCCCUCCUACAGGAGCAAGAAGAACAUUAUCAAACCAGGGCUACCAGUCUAAAACGUCAAAUUGCCCAACUAAAACAAGAAUUGCAAGAAAUGAGUGAGAAGAUGAGAUCAUUGCAAGAAAGAAAAAAUGUAGGGGCUAAUGGCAUAGGCUAUCAAGGCAACAAAGAGCAAACACCUAGUGAUCUUUUAGAAUUUCUUCACUCCCAAAUUGACAAAGCUGAAGUUAGCAUAGGAGCUAAAUUACCUAGUGAGUAUGGAGUCAUUCCCUUUGAAAGUUUUACCUUAAUGAAAGUAUUCCAGUUGGAAAUGGGUCUCACUCGCCAUCCUGAGGAAAAGCCAGUUAGAAAAGACAAGCGAGAUGAAUUGGUAGAAGUUAUUGAAGCUGGCUUGGAGGUCAUUAAUAAUCCUGAUGAAGAUGAUGAGCAGGAAGAUGAGGAAGGUCCCCUUGGAGAGAAAAUGAUAUUUAAUGAAAAUGACUUCAUCGAAGGUUAUUAUCGCACCGAGAGAGAUAAGGGCACACAGUAUGAACUCUUUUUUAAGAAAGCAGACCUUAUGGAAUACAGACAUGUGACCCUCUUCCGCCCUUUUGGACCUCUCAUGAAAGUGAAGAGCGAGAUGAUUGACAUUACUAGAUCAAUUAUUAAUAUCAUUGUGCCACUUGCUGAAAGAACUGAAGCAUUUGCACAGUUUAUGCAGAACUUCAGGGAUGUUUGUAUUCAUCAGGACAAGAGAAUUCAUCUCACAGUGGUGUAUUUUGGUAAAGAAGGACUAUCUAAAGUCAAGUCUAUCCUAGAAUCUGUCACAAGUGAGUCUAAUUUUCACAAUUACACUUUGGUCUCAUUGAAUGAAGAAUUUAAUCGUGGACGAGGACUAAAUGUGGGUGCCCGAGCUUGGGACAAGGGAGAGGUCUUGAUGUUUUUCUGUGAUGUUGAUAUAUAUUUCUCAGCCGAAUUCCUUAACAGCUGCCGGUUAAAUGCUGAGCCAGGUAAGAAGGUGUUUUACCCUGUGGUGUUCAGUCUUUACAACCCUGCCAUUGUUUAUGCCAAUCAGGAUGUGCCACCACCUGUGGAGCAGCAGCUGGUUCACAAAAAGGAUUCUGGCUUUUGGCGAGAUUUUGGGUUUGGAAUGACUUGUCAGUAUCGAUCAGAUUUCCUGACCAUUGGUGGAUUUGAUAUGGAAGUAAAAGGUUGGGGUGGAGAAGAUGUUCAUCUUUAUCGAAAAUAUUUACAUGGUGACCUGAUUGUAAUUCGGACUCCGGUUCCUGGUCUUUUCCACCUCUGGCAUGAGAAACGCUGUGCUGAUGAGUUGACUCCUGAGCAGUACCGUAUGUGCAUCCAGUCCAAAGCCAUGAAUGAGGCCUCUCACUCGCACCUGGGAAUGCUAGUCUUCAGGGAGGAGAUAGAGACGCAUCUUCACAAACAGGCAUACAGGACAAAUAGCGAAGCUGUUGGUUAACGUAAUCAUUGGCACAUUAGUCUGAACCACAAACCAGCACUAUUUAUUUAGCCUUAAUUCCAAUUCCAGAUGCAGUGCCUCUUUCAGAGAAGACAUGCUUAUCUUUUGUGUUCUUUCUGAUGUUACUUUACUUUAGCAGUUUAACUCGAUACGAGAAGAAAAAUCAAGUGUUUCAGUGCAAAGCCUGUUUUGUGGAAAUACCGUACUAUGGAAUCUCUGACGAAUCGAAAUCUGGUGUUUGCCCUCAGAGUAGUUUUGAGUUAGUUUCUACCCUACACCCAUGUUCUGAUGUGCCCUGGUUGCAUCUGGGUUGAGGGAUGGAAUGUGUUGUGCUCAUGGUAGGUCAGGAGCAUCCAGUUCCUGCCGAGAGGAAAGAGUGUUAUGGAUGCAGUGUGUAGACAAGGGUUCUUCACCUGCUGACUACUGAGUCAACCUGCUUUUAAAUUAAGAUCUUUAGUCAGUUGCUUGAAGAAUUCUUUUUCACUGAAGCAGAGGUUGACUAAAUGACACAUCUGAAAUUCACAAUAAAAAAUCAGAAAUAAAAACCCCUUAAACUGAAUGUUGCUUAGCUCCCUGAAUGUGUUUUUAAAUAAAUGGAUGAUAGUAGAAAAUACUUAGCUUAGAAUCUAUGACUUGAUUAAAACUAUAUAAUGUGUUGUUAUUGUUAUCAGGAUUAGUAGUCAAAGUUGCUGUAGGUUGUUUUAAACAAGCAAACAAACAAACAUAGAAAUGUCUUUAAUAGAACAUUUAAUUAUGUUGGAGUACAGGGCAGUAGUGAUCUCUGGGGACAUCAGUUUACAUGAGCCAGGGUGCUGUCAUGUCAGGGCCUUCCUAUAGUGAUUCGGAAUAGAUGAACACAGCAUGGCGUUGCGUGUUUUUUGCUUUUGCAUUGUCUUAUUUAGCAUGGAUCCAUAUGUAUUUAUUAUCCUUUUUUUUCUAAUAUGUUAAUAUAUGUCACAUCUCUGUUUGUAAUAUUGUGAUACUUCGAGUUGACAGAGUUACACUGAAAGGAGAAAAAACGAUUUGAUGAGGUAUACCAUAAAAUUACACCGAUUUGAGAAAAGAGGUGGAGGAAAAGGUGGUCUGAAUAGAAAUCUGAAUGACAAAGUAUUUUAGAGAAAUAUAUUGUUUGCAGAUAGAAUAAUAUUUUAAUUGAGGUAUAAAUUAUAUUAAUGAGACAAGAUGAAUAAGAAGUUAUAUUCAGAUAGGACUGUACUAUGUUAUUUAUCACACAUGGAUCUUUUACCAUAGGGUCCGUUGCUAGAUCCAGAAAUUGGAAAUAUGGUGAAAGGCAUGCACCGAUGUUGAACCUUUGGCCUUUAAAAGGGACCUAUAUUCUAUCCUUUCUAUUUGUAUAUAAACCCCUGAAAAUUCACAGAAGAAAAAUCAUUACUCUUUUUACUCAGUAAAUCAUAUCCUCUGAAAUAUAAAUCCCAAAUUUCUUGGUGCUACAUGAAUGCAUUUUACAGUAACUCUUAAUGAAUUAUUCUUACAAGUUUUAAAUUGGGUAGCAUUUAGCCUUUUUUAACAUGUGUAAAAUGUUCUCUGCAGAAUUAUUCAGGCCAAUAUCUCCUUUUAUAUAUAGUUAUUUAUUAUGAAGACCAGUGAGUUUAGGUAUUUAAAGUGAGAGAACCUAAUUAUUUGCAAAGGUAAGUUGCAGCUUGUUUUUUUGGCAGAAUCAAAUGACUUCACCUUAAUGAGCUUUUAAUUUAAAGAUGGAAGCUAAGCAAUGGAAACAGUAUGUACUGUGUUUUUGACAUUAAAUGGUACCAAUAAAGUAUUUUAUUACCAAAAGUUAAAUGAAAAUGUAAUAAAUGAAUUUCUUUCUGUUGCAAAAUACCAUAAAUACGAAAAAGUAUAUAACAUGUAAUUGUGUACUUUAAAGAAUAAUAAAGCAAACAGCUACACUGAUUAAGUGCACCAGCUACCCAGAUUAAGAUAACGCUAUCAGUGAAAGGCCUUGGCAUGCCCCUUCUCAAUCACACACCCUCACUCUCCAUAACAGUAACCAUUCUGAUUUCUGUGAUAAGUUUUCAUUUGUUUUUCUUAGUUUUCUCAACUGUGUAUGUACCUCUACCCAAAAGUCUCUAGUUUUGCCCAUUUCUGAAUUUAUAUGCAUAUAAAUAUAUAUAUAUAUUCUCUAACUUUCA